Molecule: messenger RNA, 1224 nt
Organism: Coturnix japonica (Japanese quail)
Lineage: Eukaryota; Metazoa; Chordata; Aves; Galliformes; Phasianidae
Gene: SNRNP48
Product: small nuclear ribonucleoprotein U11/U12 subunit 48
Cellular component (GO): nucleoplasm; U12-type spliceosomal complex; cytosol
Source: RefSeq, a predicted model, not a curated record
UCUCCCGGAGUAAAGAUGGCGGCGUCGCCUUCUUCCGCUUCUGCGGCUGUUCCGCCCUCAGUAGCGAUGGCGGCUUCCUGCGCUGUGUGGCUGGAGGAUCAGGUGGAUCGGGUGUCCUGCCCCUAUGACGCCCAUCACCGUGUGCCGCGGGCGUCGUUGGAGAGGCAUGCGGCGUCCUGCCGCCUCCGCAAGAUGGGCUACUCCGCCGAGGAGCAGGCUGAGAUGUAUGACUCCCGCUUCUUCUAUGAGAACCUGAAGGUGCCCACCAUUGCAAUGGAUAAAGAUCUACAGUUUCACAUAGUUCAGCAAGCUAGAGCUCAGAGUGCCAAAGAAGGCAUAGGCUACACUGAAGGAUCCUAUUCAUCGCUGCCUGUAGAAGUUCCUCAGAAUCACAAACGUUUCACGUGUGACCUGACUCAAGCUGACCGUCUCGCUCUUUAUGAUUACGUUGUUGAGGAAACAAAGAAGCAGAGGUCCAGGUCACAGAUCACAGAAAAUGACAGCGACCUCUUUGUGGAUUUAGCAGCCAAGAUCACUCAAGAUGACAGUCAGAAAGGUCCAAAGUCCCAUCUGGAAAUUCUGGCUGAAAUGCGAGACUAUAAAAGGCGACGGCAGUCAUACAGGGCUAAGAACGUUCAUAUAACGAAGAAGUCUUACACUGAGGUGAUUCGGGAGGUGAUUGGUGUACAUAUGGAGGAACUCAGCAACCACUGGCAGGAAGAGAAUAGGUUGGAUAAUGCAGAGAUGUGUGAAGGGGGAAAGUCAAAACCUUCAGGAAGAAAGGAAGACAGGCGGUCAGCUUCGGUGGACUCGAGGCAGUCUGGAGGAAGCUCAAAGGAUGCUGAACGCACCAGGCAUAGGCGAGAGAGCAGCAGGAGUCCAAGCAAAAGAAAAAGGAGUCGAGACAGAGGGAAAGACAGAGAUUCUCGGAGGAAAAGAGAAAGGGAAGAAGACAAGUAUCACAGCCAUAAAAGAAGGAAAUAGAACCAAGAACAAUAAUGAGUUUUUGUUUGUUCAAAGAAUUACUUGCACAGGAUGUAUUGUUACUGCUGUUAUGCCAGAGGCGGUAAUGCUGUGAACAUAAUGCUGGUGCUGCCUCACAGCUGUAUUCAGAGAGAAAAUCAGAUGGCGUUCAGGGGUUGGCAGGAUGGAAGCAGUGUACCUCGGAAAAUGUACAAAUGUAUAAGAUUUAUGUAUCUAUUAAUAAAUUAUAGUGAUUUUUUA